This is a messenger RNA of Gopherus flavomarginatus (Mexican gopher tortoise), 1485 nucleotides long. It is a transcript of the gene FGB, whose product is annotated as fibrinogen beta chain. Gene Ontology annotation, cellular component: fibrinogen complex. Gene Ontology annotation, molecular function: signaling receptor binding. The coding region runs from base 1 to 1485 and encodes 494 amino acids. The transcript is spliced from 9 exons. Lineage: Eukaryota; Metazoa; Chordata; Testudines; Testudinidae. Gene Ontology annotation, biological process: blood coagulation; protein polymerization; platelet activation. The record is from RefSeq and is a predicted model, not a curated record.
AUGUUUAAGCAAGCCAGCAUCAUGAAACUGCUAUUGCUGAGUCUGCUCUGUGUUUCCACAGUUAGAUCCCUGGCUUCUCUAGAUUAUGAUGAUGAGGAAAGUGACAACACUCCCAGGGCUAAUGGUGAAAAAGUGGAUGCUCGAGGUCACAGACCAGUAGAUAAAAGACGGGAGCCAACGCCAACUCUCAGACCAGCUCCUCCUCCCAUUAGUAAAGGUGGAUAUCGGGCUCGUCCAACAAAACCACCCACUCGGGGCCAGAAGAAAGAAAGUGUCAUUUAUCCUGAUGCAGGAGGCUGCAGGCAUGCAUCAGAUGAGCUAGGAGUGUUGUGUCCAACUGGGUGUGAGUUGCAAACUGCAUUGGUAAAACAGGAAAAAAGUGUGAAAUCCGACAUUCGGGACCUAAAGAACAAAGUAGAGAAACAGUCCGAAACCUCUUCAACAUUCUAUGAGUACAUGAAUACACUAGAAGAUAAACUGGCAAGAAGACAAAAACAAGUAAAAGAUAAUGAAAAUAUAGUUUCUCAGUACCACACAGAAAUAGAGCAGCACUAUACAUACAUCAGAGAGAACAUGGACAACAACAUCCCGUCUAGCCUCCGAGUGCUCCGUUCAGUUGUGGAUACCUUACACAAAAAGAUACAAAAACUGGAAAAUGCUAUAGCAACCCAAAUGGACAAUUGCCGCUCUUCAUGCAUUGUUUCCUGUAAUAUCCCAGUGGUGUCAGGCAAAGAAUGUGAAGACAUUAUCAGAAAAGGAGGUGAGUCAUCUGAAAUGUACCUCAUUCAGCCUGAUGCUUUCUUCAGACCAUACAAGGUGUAUUGUGAUAUGACCACAACAAAAGGAGGAUGGACUUUAAUUCAGAACCGCCAAGAUGGCAGUGUUGGCUUUGGGAGAACAUGGGAUGCAUACAAAAAAGGAUUUGGAAAUAUUGCAAAAAGUGGAGGGAAAAAAUACUGUGAUACUCCAGGUGAAUAUUGGCUUGGGAAUGACAAAAUCAGCCAGCUUACCAAAAUGGGACCCACUGAAGUUUUAAUUGAAAUGGAGGACUGGAAUGGUGAUAAGGUUUCAGCUCAUUAUGGAGGAUUCACCAUACAAAAUGAGGCAAACAAGUAUCAGAUAUCAGUUAGUAACUAUAAAGGCACAGCUGGCAAUGCUCUUAUGGAUGGAGCUUCACAACUGUACGGCGAGAACAGAACAAUGACAGUUCACAAUGGCAUGUUCUUCAGCACUUUUGAUAGAGACAAUGAUGGAUGGGUUCAUGCAGAUCCAAGAAAACAGUGUUCUAAAGAAGAUGGUGGUGGUUGGUGGUACAAUCGAUGCCAUUCAGCCAAUCCCAAUGGCAGAUACUAUUGGGGAGGACAGUACAGCUGGGAUAUGGCAAAACACGGCACAGAUGAUGGAGUUGUAUGGAUGAACUGGAAAGGGUCAUGGUAUUCAUUGAAGAAGAUGAGUAUGAAGAUUAGACCAUUCUUUCCACAAUAA